AGAUGGUGGCGACGCGCAGGCAGACGAAGAAGGCUAACCCGCACUACGAGUUCGGCGGCCCCAUCGGGGCGCUGGGCAUCGUGCUCGGCCUCCCCGCGGUGUGCUACGGCCUCGUGUUGACGUGCAACGAGCGACACUGCGUGUCCCUUGAUUACGACUCCAUCGCGGGGAUCCCGUCCCUCACGCUCCCCUCGGGCACCGUCCUGUUCAGCCCGGAGGCGUGCGCGGUGUUCCUCGGUUGGAUGGCGUGGUGCGUCGUCCUUCAUCUGAUACUCCCGGGCGUCGAGAAACAGGGCGUCAAGCUGGCCAACGGCAAGAGGCUGACCUACAAGCUCAACGGGAUGAGCGUGUUCGUCGUCACCCUGGGCGUCGUGGCGCACGGGGUGCACCAGGGGUGGCUCGAUCUCGGCUGGGUGCACGACAACUUCCUCGCGCUCCUCACCGCGGGCGUGGCAUUCGCCUACGCCAUGUCCCUCGCGCUCUAUCUCAACUCCUUCGGUAAGGGCGAGGAGAAGGGCGGGAAGAAGCUCCUCGCCAAGGGGGGCGACACGGGCAACCCGUUGUACGAUUUCUUCAUCGGCCGCGAGCUCAACCCGCGCGUCGGCUCCUUCGACCUGAAGGUGUUCUGCGAGCUCGUGCCGGGUCUCAUCGGCUGGCUCCUGCUGGACCUCGGGUUCGCGCACAAGCAGUACGCGACGACGGGCGCCGUGUCCCCCGCCAUGGCCCUCGUGUGCGCGUUUCAGGCCUUAUACGUGGCUGACGCGCUCUGGUUCGAGCCCGCCAUCCUGACCACCAUGGACGUCACCACCGACGGGUUCGGGUUCAUGCUGGUGUUCGGCGACCUCGUGUGGGUGCCGUUCACGUACUCGCUGCAGGCGAGGUACGUCCUGGAGCGUCCCGUGGCGUUGACCCCUGCGUUUUUAGCGCUCAUCCUCUGCGUCAAGGCUCUCGGUUACGCCAUCUUCCGCGGGAGCAACCUCCAGAAGAACUGGUUCCGAAACGACCCGAACGACCCGAGGGUGGCGCACCUGACGUACCUGCCCACGAAGCGGGGCACCAGGCUGAUCACCAGCGGGUGGUGGGGCAUCGCGCGGCACGUCAACUACCUGGGCGACUGGCUCAUGGCGUGGGCCUGGUGCCUGCCGUGCGGGUUCGCUCACCUCGUGCCUUACUUUUACGUCAUCUACUUCGGCAUCCUGCUCGUGCACAGGGACAUGCGGGACGGCGAGGCGUGCCAGGAGAAGUACGGGAAGGACUGGGACAAGUACUGCGCCGUCGUCAAGUACAGGCUGAUCCCUUACGUGUAUUAGGCAUCCGCCGCGGUUGGGGGCGUCGGGGCUAUACAAUUUAGACCGUCGAUUGUUGAGUCGUAGACUGGAAACGUGUUGACCAAUGGGAGCG
Messenger RNA from Micromonas commoda, 1401 nucleotides. RefSeq lists its product with no specific name. Bases 3 to 1310 code for a protein of 435 amino acids. Gene Ontology annotation, biological process: sterol biosynthetic process. The transcript has a single exon. Gene Ontology annotation, cellular component: endoplasmic reticulum membrane. Gene Ontology annotation, molecular function: oxidoreductase activity, acting on the CH-CH group of donors, NAD or NADP as acceptor. The record is from RefSeq and is a predicted model, not a curated record. NCBI's taxonomy places the organism in Eukaryota, Viridiplantae, Chlorophyta, Mamiellophyceae, Mamiellales, Mamiellaceae.